Messenger RNA from Drosophila hydei, 475 nucleotides. RefSeq lists its product as uncharacterized. Bases 51 to 449 code for a protein of 132 amino acids. The record is from RefSeq and is a predicted model, not a curated record. The transcript is spliced from 2 exons. Lineage: Eukaryota; Metazoa; Arthropoda; Insecta; Diptera; Drosophilidae.
GCAAACGUUCCAAGCAUAUCAAGCAACUGAAGGAUAGCAUUCAAAGGAUAAUGGAGUUAAAGCAAUUUUAUACCUGGCUAAGCUUGAUGCUCAGCAUCAUGAUCUGUAAAUUAUCGCAGUGUCAUGCCAAGCCCAUUUAUUAUGAUCUCGAUAGCUAUGAGAGCGACUAUGAUCGCAGCUACGAUCACAAAAGUUACGACAACUCGUAUGCUUUCAUCUACGGCAAGCCCCUCACAUCUGAUCAACUGGAUAAGCUAAAUACCGGCUAUUACUAUGUGGAUAAUGGCUAUAUAGCACCUGUGCCCAGCUCAAGUGCCUCCAGCCAGCGCAGUCUCAAUCCAUAUAGCAGCGGCCAACUGUCGGAUAGCUACAAAUUCUCACCAAUUUUGCGCUAUAGGAAGUCGCGCACAAAGCGCAAGAAGCUUUUCGUGCCCAACUUCUUUGGCUAAGCUUCAAAUAUGACCUGGCCAAGAGA